GAAAAGGUUAGAAUCUCUUGAUACUUAAAACAAACACAUCCACAUCCCUUGUCAAUGGUUAGUAACCAACCCCACCAUUAUUCAAAUGGGGUAAAUUGCUGUUAAAAUUUGAUAAAUGGAAAACUGUCACACACGUGACUUACCCAACCCUCGGAAAAAGACGAAAAUUAUCGUCGUUCCCUAAAACACGUAAAACCAAAAAAAGAAAUUUAUACGACCAGCUUUGAAAAAAAUGUUUUGAAACUUUUAAAGUGAAUUAUUUGCUGCCAAUUUAUAUUCCACUUGUUUCUCUUUUUGAAGUUUGAAUAUCAACUCCAUCAAUCACAUACAUAUUCAAUCAAUCAUGGCUUUUCAAGACGUCUAUAUCGUUGCCACCGCACGUACUCCAAUUGGUUCCUUCCAAGGUCAACUUUCUUCUCUUACUUAUAGUGAUUUAGGUUCUGCUGCUGUAAAGGCAGCAUUAGCUAAAGUUCCUCAAAUUAAACCAGAAGAAGUCGAAGAAAUCUUCUUUGGUGGUGUUUUACAAGCUAAUGUUGGUCAAGCUCCAGCUAGACAAGUUGCCUUAAAAUCUGGUUUACCAGAAUCAAUUGUGGCCACUACUAUUAACAAAGUUUGUGCUUCUGGUUUAAAAGCAAUUAUUUUAGCCACUCAAACUAUCAUGACUGGUAAUGCUGAAAUUGUCAUUGCUGGUGGUGCUGAAUCUAUGUCUAACACUCCUUAUUAUAUCCCAACUGCUAGAACUGGUGCCAGAUACGGUGAUGCCACUUUAGUUGAUGGUGUUCAAAAAGAUGGUUUAUUAGAUGUUUAUGAACAAAAAUUAAUGGGUGUUGCUGCUGAAAAAUGUGCUGCUGACCACGAAUUUUCAAGAGAUCAUCAAGACGAAUUCGCUAUUAAUUCUUAUACUAAAGCUCAAAAUGCUCAAAAAUCAGGUAAAUUCGAUAAUGAAAUUGUUCCAGUCACUAUUAAAGGUUUCAGAGGUAAACCAGAUACUGUUGUAUCUCAAGAUGAAGAAGUUAAGAAUUUCAAUGAAUCAAAAUUAAGAAGUGCUAGAACUGUUUUCCAAAAGGAAAAUGGUACUGUUACAGCUCCAAAUGCUUCUAAAUUAAAUGAUGGUGGUGCUGCUGUUAUUUUAGUUUCUGAAUCAAAAUUAAAAGAAUUAGGUUUAAAACCAUUAGCUAAAAUUAAAGGUUGGGGUGAAGCCGCUAGAGCUCCAAUUGAUUUCACUAUUGCUCCAUCUUUAGCCAUUCCAAAAGCUUUAAAACAUGCUGGUAUUACUCAAGAUCAAGUUGAUUUCUUCGAAUUAAAUGAAGCUUUCUCUGUUGUUGGUUUAGCCAAUGCUAAACUCUGUGAUAUUCCUCAUGAAAAAUUAAAUGUCUACGGUGGAGCUGUUGCCUUAGGUCAUCCAUUAGGUUGUUCUGGUGCUAGAAUUGUUGUUACUUUACUUUCUGUCUUAAGUCAAGAAGGAGGUAGAUUCGGUGUUGCUGGUGUUUGUAAUGGUGGUGGUGGUGCUUCUUCCAUUGUUAUUGAAAAAAUUGACCAUGAUGCUAAAUUAUAGAUUAGUUGAUUAAUAGUUAUCAUAUAGAAGUGUUCUACUUGCAAAUUAAAUUAAAGUUAAAAUAUAUAUAUUUAUUAAAAAAUAAAAAAUUGUUUUGUGUA
This is a messenger RNA of Scheffersomyces coipomensis, 1656 nucleotides long. RefSeq names its product acetyl-CoA C-acetyltransferase (gene ERG10). Bases 344 to 1555 code for a protein of 403 amino acids. Gene Ontology annotation, cellular component: mitochondrion. Gene Ontology annotation, biological process: fatty acid beta-oxidation; ergosterol biosynthetic process. The record is from RefSeq and is a predicted model, not a curated record. Gene Ontology annotation, molecular function: acetyl-CoA C-acetyltransferase activity. NCBI's taxonomy places the organism in Eukaryota, Fungi, Ascomycota, Pichiomycetes, Serinales, Debaryomycetaceae. The transcript has a single exon.